AGUUUAUACCAUUAAAUACUUAUAUUAUCUGAAUCACACCUAUUAUGACAAAAUAACAAUAAAGUGCUAUAUUUUGUUUGUAACCAUGCUAGAGCAAAAAUAUUGUUUGAUUUUUAACAUAAACAGUAAACACAUUUAUAACAUAAUACUGUAAUAUUUGAUAUUAACUCGCUCCAAGAGGAAAACUAAAGGUGUAUUUAAAACUACUUUUGAUAAUUCUUCGUAUUUAUUUCUAAUGCAGCCUUCACUUCUCGCACCUGUGGUUUAUAAUGUCAACAUAUCUUUUUUGCCAAACCCAGCCCCCAAGCCAAAGCCUAUGAGUUUGAAAUUAUUAGUAAGAAGUCUAAACUACAAAUGAAUUACUUUAUUGAAUACUAUUGGCAGCAAAACCAUUAACUGUCUGAUUUUGAUGAAUGUGAAGAUUGUGGUUUAAAUGGAAGGGCAAGAAGGUCAAUUUCGAACCGCACCUCGGCACGAUGAUGUACUUUCCACUGAGACAUAUGAGCAGACCCCACUCCUCGGGCUUACAAACCUUGGUUCAAGUCCACAGACUUCUGCUACCAUUCUAGCUGUCGGAACGUUGAUAACUAUACUCCUAUUGGGUUUAGUGAUUGGUGUAUAUUUGUUGGUUGUACAAAGUGAUUCAGAAAACGUUUUACCACCGAUUGAUCCACUCGAUAUAGUGCCGGUUACAGAGUGGUAUAUCAAAGAUAUAUCGCCGAGUACAAAUAAAUCUGAAGAAGUAACAGAGGCAGUAAUUGUCGUCGCGACCGGCACAGAAGAAUGUAACACUGUCGUGCAAUGCAGUCAGCUCAUACAAGAGCUGCAGGUUAACAACACGAAGUUGUCGUACAACUUCUUGGUGUCGUCGACAGGUGUCGUUUUAGAAGCUUUCGGCUGGCAGAGGUCGCCAGUGUUCUCGGAGCUGUCAGUCCUGGUUAUUGCUUGUAUAGGUAACUUCAACCAGUCGGCUCCAACACACAUUCAAGUGGAAAGCGUUGCGAGGCUUGCUGCUUAUGCAGUCAGCAGUGGUCACCUGGUGCCUGGCUAUAGUGUGCUCGUCGGUACUGGAAUGCCCCAACCUCCUAGAUUGUUACAGAGACUACUAUUACUGCCGACGUGGAAGAACAAGAUGUCUUAUAAAGUUUACGACUAGACACCUAUGUGUAGACAUUUGACGCAAUCUUGGUCCACUACCAAGCUCGGGAUUUUCGACUUCUGUGACUUUGCAUAACGAAAAUUAUUGUUUCUAAGUCGUAGAAAUAUUGAACGUAUGAUAUGUAUUGUAUUAAAUAAUAUUAUAUUUGUUCAUUAAUUAUUAUACCUUAUAUUCAACUUUUAUUAUAUGAAUUGGUCAAAAGACAAUACUUAUUUUGUGACAUGAAGGUAUGUUUACUUUGCGAAUAUUAUUUAUCGAAUUAGUUCCUAACUUUAAAACUUAAUAUUAUAGUGUAUAUAUAUAUACUUAUAUUAACUUUGAAGUAUUCGCUAUAUUGGUUAUAAACUUCAAAGGAUGAAUUAUUAGUACUAUAAAAAAAAACGGUUUGUAGUUAUCUGCAUAUUAGGUACAUAAUACAUAUAUUUUGUUAUAAUUGAUAAGGUUUAACUGAUUUGUUAAUAAUUUUUAAUCUAAUUUGACAAUCGGAUAUUUGACCCAUAUUUGUUACCUACUAUGUGUAUAAUUUAUUGCGUUUAUAUUUUAUUUUUUAAUCAAAAGUCGACAUUCCCUAAUGCCAAUUUAAUUUUAAUUUACUGCAAUAAAAUGAUUAUGUAUGGACUAAGACUAAGCAAUACAAAUUCUUCACCGAGUUUCUCAUUAAUAUAAUAUACUCUAUGUAAAACUUCUACUCCAUGCACUCUAUAAUCUCUAUGGUAUAUUGAACUGUGAGGUCACUAGUUUCAAAGUAGCUAGUAUCUUAAUAUUUUCAUUAAAAUAUAAUCUUCUGUGGUGUUUGUUUAAGAUCCCAUAUUCCACAUACAUUCGAAUACUUGUUAUAUUAUUUGUCUUGAGUGUGUAUUAUUAUAAGCUUAGGACCUUAGAUUUUGUGUAUAACUUCAAAAUAAAGAUUAUUCAUUUGCAUAUUAAA
Leptidea sinapis is the source of this 2087-nucleotide messenger RNA. RefSeq names its product peptidoglycan recognition protein 4-like. The record is from RefSeq and is a predicted model, not a curated record. Gene Ontology annotation, molecular function: zinc ion binding; N-acetylmuramoyl-L-alanine amidase activity. Gene Ontology annotation, biological process: peptidoglycan catabolic process. Lineage: Eukaryota; Metazoa; Arthropoda; Insecta; Lepidoptera; Pieridae. The coding region runs from base 434 to 1156 and encodes 240 amino acids. The transcript is spliced from 7 exons.